This is a messenger RNA of Carassius carassius (crucian carp), 1431 nucleotides long. It is a transcript of the gene nkx1-2a, whose product is annotated as NK1 transcription factor related 2-like,a. Bases 250 to 1056 code for a protein of 268 amino acids. Gene Ontology annotation, molecular function: DNA-binding transcription factor activity, RNA polymerase II-specific; RNA polymerase II cis-regulatory region sequence-specific DNA binding. Lineage: Eukaryota; Metazoa; Chordata; Actinopteri; Cypriniformes; Cyprinidae. Gene Ontology annotation, biological process: cell differentiation; regulation of transcription by RNA polymerase II. The record is from RefSeq and is a predicted model, not a curated record. Gene Ontology annotation, cellular component: nucleus. The transcript is spliced from 2 exons.
GUGUUGUAUUGAUUGAAUUGAGCGCAGGUUUAGCUACCGAAUGCUCUCAUCCAAUCGAAAGGGAUCCCGUUAAACGAUCGUGUUCACGCUUCUCCUCUAAUGGACCUGUUAAAGAGCUCAAGCACACCUUCAUCACUGACAUCUGACCGAGGCGCCUCACAUCAGACCAGAAGCUGCAUCCACUUUCUGCGUCUGCUUUGUUAGAGAAUACAGAAAUAAGCUAUCAGAAAUUCUGCUGGAAUUUGGAAAAUGCUUGAAUAUCAGGAGUCCGGAGCGAAAACAACAUCAGGUCAUCGGAUUUCAUUUUCGAUUAUUGACAUAUUGGAUCCUAAAAAGUUCACAAGUAAAAAAUCACAUGCCGUGUCGGAGAAAGAACGGGCAUCAUCUUCAGAAAGCACAGAAUUUGGAGGUUUGGAGGAAAGUCCUGAGCACGAAGGAUCGUUUUCCAGCUGCAAAAAUACAGAAAAUCGAUCAGCUGAUGAACACCAAAGUUGCGUCAGGCUCCAUCCUCCUGAUCCAGAUGUUGACUUGGACUCAUCAGCCUCACUCAGAAAUGUAAGCUCAGGCUUUUCUCCUUCUGAAGAACCGGAUGAGGCAGAUGAAGAGAGAAUGAGUCCAGCGCUGGAGGAUGUGUCGCGUCAGCGGCGGCGGCGCUCUGAUCACAGCUGCGCGAAGCCGCGGCGCGCCAGAACCGCAUUCACAUACGAACAGCUGGUGGCUCUGGAGAACAAAUUCCGCGCAACGCGUUAUUUAUCCGUAUGCGAGCGACUAAAUCUCGCGCUCUCUCUGAGCCUGACCGAAACCCAAGUCAAGAUUUGGUUCCAGAACCGAAGGACCAAGUGGAAAAAGCAAAACCCUGGCGCAGAGAGUUCCCUGCAACCCGGCACGAACAUCAGUCAGACCUGUGGGUCCACAUCUGCCCUCCACCCGCCAUUCAGCACCGGGAACGUCAUAUUUCAUUCUGGUCCAGUGCACCUGGCAUCUUCCGGUGGGCUUUUGCAUCCGUUUUUGCCCGAUGGCUUUCUCCAACCAGCAUUCUUCCCCCCUCACUUAUGAAGUCUGGAAGGAGGAAUGAUCAAAGACUACGUAAAAAUGUGAUUUUAUAAAGUGGAUUACUUGUUCAGCGAUCCUCAAAAGAAGGGGAUCAGUCUUAUUAUGUAAUAAUUAAUUAGGUCUUAAAUUAAUUGAUAUGUAGCCUAACUGUUUUCAGUGAUACAUGUGAGCAGAAAUAUACCUUGGCACUCACUUUAAAUCUUAAAGCUGAGAUGUAUCUUUCUUUUUAAUAUAUUGGUCCUGUCAGCAGUUUGAUACAUUACUGUGGAUUACUAGCAUAACAUUCUUUAAAUAACUUGAAAUGAAAGACAGUGAUGUUCAUUAAAAUAUGUAGAAACAUGUUGAUGAGGUCAUCAAUAAAAUCAGACUAAAUGUCAU